Molecule: messenger RNA, 746 nt
Organism: Arachis ipaensis
Lineage: Eukaryota; Viridiplantae; Streptophyta; Magnoliopsida; Fabales; Fabaceae
Gene: GASA6
Product: Gibberellin-regulated family protein
Source: RefSeq, a predicted model, not a curated record
GCACCAAACCCAUUGAUGCCUCUUAAAACUAGAGGACCCCUCAUCUUAUUAUUAAUUGUUAGCUUCCUAGAUACAAUCUUGUGCAAUGGCCAUGGCCAAGGCUAAGCUUGUCUCUCUUCUGCUUCUGGCACUACUCAUUGCCAUUUCCGCGAUCUCAGCUCAGCAGGUUAUGGCAAAAGAGGCUGCUCAGUAUCACUUGGACAGUGGUAGUUAUGGUCCCGGAAGUCUGAAGAGCUACCAGUGCCCAUCUCAAUGUGCUAGAAGAUGUGGGCAGACACAGUACCACAAGCCAUGCAUGUUCUUCUGCCAAAAAUGUUGUGCUAAGUGCCUUUGUGUUCCUCCUGGCUACUAUGGCAACAAGGCUGUCUGCCCCUGCUACAACAACUGGAAGACCAAGCGUGGAGGACCCAAGUGCCCUUGAAAGUUGAAACUAUGUCACCUGCACCUGCAGCUAUAUAAUUUUACUUUAUACUUAUUGCUUGGCUUGCAUUAAACUGUACCAAGAAAGAAGUGGAAUUAUUAGGACUAUAUGCUCAUUUGCUGUGAUAUGAUUCAUUUCAUGCUUCAUAGCUGAGGCCUUUCUAAUUUGUGGGAUUGGGACCCCGCUCCUUGAUCUCAUCUAAUCAAUAAUCCUCCUUGUCAUUGUCCGGUUCUUGUGUUAAAUGGAGUACUGUGCAUAUGUUAAUUUUAGUUUUGAUAUCACGAAUUAUGAGACAUCUCCUGUGGUUUAAGGGAUUUGUAGAUCA